CCGCAGCACCGCCACCUGCUGCACCGCUGCAUCGCACCGUGCAUCCAGGCUUCAGCUCCAGGACCCAAGGAACCCAGAAUGGCAACCGACAGCAGCUUCUCGCCAUUCAAACCAGCAUCAGGAGACUGGGAAGGGUACGCUGCCCGUUUCAACUUCCUCCUGCAAGCGAAAGAAGUCAACAACGAUGCCAUGAAGAGGGCGACAUUCUUCAGCGUCUGUGGAGAGGAGACGUUUGAAAUCGCCCGGGCUCUCCUUGCACCUAGAGAUGUCGCUACCGUCUCGUACAAAACAAUAAUGGAACGGCUGAAGGAGCACUUCUCACCACAGCCCUCGGUGGUAGCUUGCCGAAAUGCCUUCUACGCAAAGUGGCAAGCCCCGGGGGAAACCAUAACUGGGUUUGUGACCUCCCUCCGCCAAGCCGCCCGGCUAUGCAACUUCUCAGAGUUGGAGAACAUGCUUCGUGACCGCCUCGUCGGUGGCCUGAGGGACGAGAUGUUGCAACGACGCCUCUACGCCAAAAAAGACCUCACGUUCCAGAUUGCUCUGGAGGAAGCCCUGGCAACCGAAGCCGCCGAGAGGUCAACGCAAGAGGCACGACCGGCCCCGCCAUCCCAACCGAGGGUCUACCACGAAGACCUCACCGACGAAUCCGAAUCUGACAGGGAGGAAGUACACCGAGUACAGCGGCGCACUCAAGCAGCACACACACCACAGCAGCCUCGACGAGAAGGAGGGAACUGUGCAAGCUGCGGGGAGAACCACGAGAGGAGGACCUGUCGUUUCCGCAACGCAGAGUGCAGGCAGUGCAGAAAAUUGGGACACAUCGCCCGGGUGUGUCGGGCUCGACUCACCCGUCGACAAGCAUCAGAUGACCGACCCAGGAGCUGCAUCGCACCGUGCAUCCAGGCUUCAGCUCCAGGACCCAAGGAACCCAGAAUGGCAACCGACAGCAGCUUCUCGCCAUUCAAACCAGCAUCAGGAGACUGGGAAGGGUACGCCGCCCGUUUCAACUUCCUCCUGCAAGCGAAAGAAGUCACCAACGAUGCCAUGAAGAGGGCGACAUUCUUCAGCGUCUGUGGAGAGGAGACGUUUGAAAUCGCCCGGGCUCUCCUUGCACCUAGAGAUGUCGCUACCGUCUCUUACAAAACAAUAAUGGAACGGCUGAAGGAGCACUUCUCACCACAGCCCUCGGUGGUAGCUUGCCGAAAUGCCUUCUACGCAAAGCGGCAAGCCCCGGGGGAAACCAUAACUGGGUUUGUGACCUCCCUCCGCCAAGCCGCCCGGCUAUGCAACUUCUCAGAAUUGGAGAACAUGCUUCGUGACCGCCUUGUCGGUGGCCUGAGGGACGAGAUGUUGCAACGACGCCUCUACGCCAAAAAAGACCUCACGUUCCAGAUUGCUCUGGAGGAAGCCCUGGCAACCGAAGCCGCCGAGAGGUCAACGCAAGAGGCACGACCGGCCCCGCCAUCCCAACCGAGGGUCUACCACGAAGACCUCACCGACGAAUCCGAAUCUGACAGGGAGGAAGUACACAGAGUACAGCGGCGCACUCAAGCAGCACACACACCACAGCAGCCUCGACGAGAAGGAGGGAACUGUGCAAGCUGCGGGGAGAACCACGAGAGGAGGAACUGUCGUUUCCGCAACGCAGAGUGCAGGCAGUGCAGAAAAUUGGGACACAUCGCCCGGGUGUGUCGGGCUCGACUCACCCGUCGACAAGCAUCAGAUGACCGACCCAGGAGCCCCAGGUCACACGGCACCAUGCACCAAGGCAACUCGACGGAGAUCACGGACUACCAGGUAUUCCAGUUGCCCCAUCCCAGCACAGAGAAAAUUUAUAUAGAGGUACAGAUAGAGGGAGCCCCAUGCCGCAUGGAGCUGGACACGGGUUCAACUCUAUCCAUAAUCUCGGCCCAAACAUUAAGGGAACUGUGCCCUAAUGGGGGUCCCAAACUAAGGCCGGCCCCAUUCACCCUCCGGGACUUCCAGAAACGUAAGGUCCCUACUAUGGGGGUGGGGACCUUCAGGGUGCAAUAUCGAGGGCGAAAGCAACAAUUGGACUUGCUGGUAGUUAAGGGCCCCUACGUUAGCUUACUGGGACUGGCAUGGUUUGGACCUCUGGGGCUAGCCGUUACCGGGGUGAACCGCACUAGCUUACAAGUGGACGUGGACGCCAUAUGCAAAGAGUUUCCAGGGGUUUUCGAUGGGGCAUUGGGACGAUAUACAGGACCCCCCAUUGCCCUACAGCUAGACCCCGCUGUACGACCCAUCAGGCACAAGGCCCGCCGGGUCCCGUUCGCCCUGAAACCCCGCAUAGACGAGGAAUUGGACCGGCUCGUGGAGCAAGGAGUGCUGGAGCCGGUGCCCAACGCCCCCUGGGAAACUCCAAUUGUCACACCCGUCAAGCCUAACGGUUCGGUCCGCAUCUGUGCAGACUACAAAUGCACCAUAAACAAGGCUCUCACGGCCCAUGCAUACCCAGUGCCAGUGGUCAGCCAUGUCCUCGCCACCCUGGCUGGGUCAAAAAUCUUUGGCAAACUGGACUUGGCCCAAGCAUAUCAACAGUUGCCUGUGGACGAAGCCACAGCAGAGGCUCAGACGAUUGUGACGCACAGAGGGGCAUUCAGAGUAAAGCGGCUGCAAUUUGGCGUUAGCGUGGCACCAGGCAUAUUCCAGAAUCUAAUGGACUCUCUCCUUAAAGGGAUUCCUGGCGUCACCCCCUUCUUUGAUGAUGUACUGAUCGCCGGGCCCACACCAGAGGAAUUUGAGGACCGCCUCCGCUCCGUCCUGCACCGUUUCCAGACGGCGGGCCUCAAGGUGAAGCGGGAAAAGUGUUUACUGGGAGUGCCGCAGGUGGACUUUCUGGGAUUUAAGGUGGACGCAGAAGGGGUCCAUCCAACCGGUGACAAGGUACGGGCCAUUUGUGAGGCCCCAGCGCCCAAGAGCAAGCCCGAACUUCAGUCAUUCUUGGGACUAUUGAACUUUUACCAUGCCUUCCUUCCCCAUAAGGCAGCAGUAGCGGAGCCCCUACACAGACUCCUAGAUAAAAGGGCCCCUUGGGUGUGGGGCCAGCGACAAAGGGCCGCAUUCCAGGCAGUCAAGGACUUGCUCGUCUCGAACUCGGUCUUAGCACACUUCGACGAGAGGCUGCCAGUGGUGCUGGCAUGCGACGCCUCUCCCUAUGGCAUCGGCGCUGUCCUGGGACACCAACUCCCGGAUGGAAGAGAGGUGCCGGUGGCAUACUUCUCCCAGACGCUUGCUGCAGCCGAACGAAACUACUCACAGAUUGACAAGGAGGGUCUGGCAAUCGUGAAGGGCGUAAAAAAAUUCCAUGAUUUCUUGUACGGGCGGCCCUUUACCAUAGUGACUGACCACAAGCCGUUGCUUGGCCUGUUUGCCCCUGAGAAGCAGACCCCCCAAGUGUUGUCUCCACGUGUCCUCAGGUGGUCAAUUUUCCUUGCCGGCUACCAGUAUGCACUAAUCCACCGCCCUGGGAAGGCGAUGGGCCACGCAGACGCCCUCAGCAGGCUACCACUACCAGAAACAGGCCCCGACCCAGCGCCUGCGCAAGAGGUUAUGACCCUGGAGCUGCUUCCCGACCGACCCAUUCAGGCACAAGAAGUUGCGCACCAUUCCACAAAAGAUAGGGUCAUCUCCCGGGUCCUGAACUGGGUGUGGCGAGGAUGGCCCAGCAGCAGCCCCGGGCCACAAUUCGCUGGCUACACAAACCGCAAACAUGAACUGUCGGCCCACAAGGGGUGCCUGUUAUGGGGAAGCAGGGUUGUUGUUCCCCAGCCCCUCCGCAAAAGGGUCCUCACAGCCCUACACGAGACACACCCAGGGGUAGUGAGGAUGAAGGCCCUUGCCAGGAGUUAUGUGUGGUGGCCGGGGAUUGACAGAGAGAUAGAGGCCUGGGUCCAACACUGCCAGACCUGCCAAGAAUCCCGCCCGGAUCCCCCAAGGGCCCCAGUCCAGCCCUGGGAGUCCGCCCGACAUCCAUGGUCACGCUUGCACGUGGACUUCGCUGGCCCCUUCCAGGGAAAAACAUUCUUCAUAGUGGUGGAUUCCUACACCAAAUGGCUGGAGGUCGCACUGGUACCAUCCACUUCUACGGCGGCAGCCAUCCGGGUACUACGUAAGCUGUUUGCGACCCACGGGCUCCCUGACACCCUCGUCUCGGACAAUGGAACCGCAUUCACGUCAGAGGAGUUCCAGACCUUCACAGCGCAGAACGCCAUCCGCCACAUCCGCUCAGCACCAUUCCACCCUGCCACCAAUGGCCAAGCGGAGCGCAUGGUGCGGACCACCAAGGACAGCCUCCGCCGCAUGACACAAGGGGACUGGGAAUACCGCCUUGCCGCAUUUCUUCUAGCACAGCACAGCACCCCAAGCACAACGACGGGCCGGAGCCCAGCUGAAUUACUAAUGGGCCGGCGCCUUGCAACUAGACUGGACCGACUUCACCCCGACAGAGCUCAGGAUGAGGUAGUGGUGGGGAAAGGCAGGAACCCCCGGACAUUUGUGGCCCAGGACCCAGUGUAUGCAAAGAAUUUUGGGGCAGGCCCAGCAUGGGUACCCGCCACAGUCACCAAGGUGACCGGUCCCGUGUCGUACGAGGUACUAACGGAAGGGGGGCAAUGUUGGCGCCGCCACUGCGACCAGCUACGGCGACGAUUCCCAGGAGGAACCCGGGAGGAGAGCGGGACAGAGGGGUCCCAAGGGGACAGCAGGGCAGUGAGGCCUGUAGAGCGAGAGGGGUGGGCAGGGGAAGCAGAAGCAGUAGGCACAGAGGGGCGCCCCGAGGCUGGAAGGACACCGGAACCAGAGCUACAACCUAGUGGUUCAGUGGCGCCAGACCAGACAGCCCCGGCACAGCCAGCAGCCUCGGAACACGAGCCAGAACCAGAACCCCUGACCAAGGAACACCCCAGGCCACAACGCACACGGAGGCGGCCAGCAGACCUUGGGGACUACGAAUGCAACUUCCCGGGCAGGACUGGAACUUAGAGGGGAGGGGUGUUAUGUACUGAGCUGAAUCCUAGAACAAUAGGAUUCAGAAUCAGCGGGAGCUACCCAAUCCAACUCCAGGUGGAAGUGAAUCCGCAACCUGAUUGGCCUGCUGGAGCAGCCAAUCAGGCGGCUGGCAGAAGUGAAUCUGCUACCUGAUUGGCCUGUAGGAGCAGCCAAUCAGGCUGCAGGCAGAAGUCAAUCCACAAUAUAAUUGGCCCACAGGUGUAGCCCUGAAGUAGCCAAUCACGCAAGGCCCAUUGUGUAAAUAAUGUAUAUAAGCAGAUGGUUUUGGGAAAAGAGCCAUUCGUCUUCUCUUCUCCUCCUUGAUGACUAUGAGCUGAAUAAAGAGCAUGAAAUUCACUCUCGACUCCGAGUAUAUUUC
Messenger RNA from Zootoca vivipara (common lizard), 5392 nucleotides. The record is from RefSeq and is a predicted model, not a curated record. Lineage: Eukaryota; Metazoa; Chordata; Lepidosauria; Squamata; Lacertidae.